Aphis gossypii (cotton aphid) is the source of this 3432-nucleotide messenger RNA. RefSeq lists its product as uncharacterized. Bases 445 to 2268 code for a protein of 607 amino acids. Gene Ontology annotation, biological process: biosynthetic process. Gene Ontology annotation, molecular function: intramolecular lyase activity; geranylgeranyl diphosphate synthase activity. The transcript has 5 exons. Lineage: Eukaryota; Metazoa; Arthropoda; Insecta; Hemiptera; Aphididae. The record is from RefSeq and is a predicted model, not a curated record.
AGGGGGGCGACAUACCGCUACGGUGGCGCACACGAUGUCGCCGCCACUAUAAUCGUGUACAAUGCGUAUAUAUAUGCACGUCGGUCCGCGCGCUCUAAAAUAAAAACAAAUGUGAAAUGUUACGCGAUGUUGCACCACACUGAAUGCCGACUUUAGUCAAGAUACGCGCCGGCAUCGUUUCCAACUAAAAAUCCCACACCGACCACAAUGAACUCGUUCGCGUCCAUCAGUACGGGGCGGUCCUGUGCGGCGUGCGUCUUCGUGCGUUUUUUUCGAACACAUAAUAUAUAGUUUUAUCGUACACGAUGACAAUAACGCAAUCAUAAUAUUAUCGUCGCCUCCUAAUGCGAAGCCUAAAAUAUGCAGUGAGAAUGUUGCGAUGAUUACGUUUUACAAGAUCCGAGGCAUAUUAAAUAGUUUUACCAGUCACCUACUAUACUGAAAAUGCUAACUUACAUAGACGUGCAUCUUAUUUAUACUCUGCCGAUCAUCGCAGUGUUGGCGUCGAUAACAUGGCCGUUUAUAAGUCGCUUAGAACUGUUCAAAAUGGCAUUCGUCUGUACGAUGGCGUUUGUCUAUACGACACCGUGGGACAAUUAUAUAAUCUUCCACAACGCCUGGAUGUACAAGCCCAAAAACAUUUUAGCCGUUAUAGGAUAUGUGCCCGUUGAAGAGUACAUGUUUUUCGUUAUACAAACCGUUAUGACAUCGCUGUGGGCCUUGAUUUGCACAAGAUGGUGUCCGGCUUGUUUCAAUUUCAAUUACAAUAAGACAAGCUACACACUGAUCCGUUGGAUACCGAUAUUAGCUUUAGCGCUGACGGCGAUUAAAGGCUACAACAUAGCUGUACCGGGUACAGACACGUUCUAUUUGGGUUGCAUCCUUUGGUGGUCGUGCCCAGUCAUAAUGUUCCUGUGGUAUGGUGCCGGUAAUUACUUCGUCAAAAAGUCAACGUCGUCGGCGAUCGCGGUUAUUGUUCCGACUUUGUACCUGUGCUGGGUCGACCGCAUAGCGCUCAAAGACGACGUAUGGCACAUCAACGAGAAGACCUCGUUGGAAAUAUUCGUCGCCGACGAUUUACCAUUCGAGGAAUGCCUGUUCUUUCUGAUCACCAACGUGAUAAUCGUACUGGGAAGCAUGGCUUUCGACAAGUCCCACGGGCUUGCGGACACGUACACGUUCGACUUUCCACUCCGUUAUAGCGCGAGUUGGAAAUACAACAGUCAGCAAAUGCGAGCUUUUGUGACGGCCGAAUGCGACAUGUCUCCCAGUCCAGUCAAUGACAUCAGACAUUGUCUAAACGUACUCAAAACAGCUUCUAAAUCGUUCGACGUGGCCAGUCUCGUUUUUCCAGCAGGAGUACGUUUGCAUUUGAUCAUAUUAUACGCAUUUUGUCGGGUGACGGACGACAUGAUCGACAGCGAGCCGAACGUCGGCGUGAAGAAGCAAAAACUGACGCUGAUUGAAAAGUUCAUUGGUGAACUUUUCGCGGAGAGAAGUGCGGACUACGACGUGAAGAAGUCGACACCGCGAGAACCAGAAGUGGACUGGCAACGGUAUCGCAAAGAGCUGACCGACGAAGAGCUAUCGUGCUUUCGGGCUAUAUCACGGAUAUCCUUUUACUUGCCCCGGAAACCGUUCUACGAGCUGCUCGACGGCUACCGAUGGGACGUGGAAGGUAAAGUAGUUCAAAACGAGGCCGACCUGAUGUUGUACUCGAGCUACGUGGCCGGUAGCGUGGGAGCGCUGUGCGUGUACGUGAUGAUGCACAAGAGUGGUGUAAAUAUCGACGACGAUGCAAGGCAUGAUUUCGUUAUCAGAAAAGCGCAACAGAUGGGACAGGUGCUGCAGAUCGUCAAUAUCUCUCGGGACAUCGUUACCGACAGCGAGACGCUGGGGAGGUGCUACGUGCCCGCCGAGUACAUGGACGACGCGGCCGCGGACUUGAAGGUCCUGUGCGCCGACAGGAAACCGUGGACGCUCGGUUCCGACAAGUUGAAAACGUUCGCCGCGCGCAUGAUCGAUCUGGCCAACCGACAUCAGCUGGAGUCGCUGGAGGGCAUCCGGUACCUGCCGUACGAGGUGCGCGGUCCAGUGCUGGUGGCCACGGACAUUUACCGCGGCGUGGCGUGCGCGGUCCAGGCCAGCCCGGCGUACCCGCGGAGGGCGUCGCUGAACAAGUGGGACAAGAUCCUCGUCGGAGUCAAUUCGCUGUACGUCAAGAGCCUGAGGUAUUUUUUCCAAACCGAACGCUGCAAACGGUGUUGACCGACGCCACGACGACGACGACGACGGGCCACCGCGCACUCGUGGUCCGCCGCUCAACUGCUGCACCUGCGUGUCACCUGCGAUUUCAGAACACGCCUGUUGCUAACAAUUUUUUUUUUUUUUUUAUUUCUCUCGACAUUUAAUUGCGGCUGAUAAAAAAUUCAACUGCCGUUACACGUAAUAUUAUUAUUAGGUAUAUUUUUUAUUGUCCUAUUCGUUAUUAUAUAUAUACUGCUGGGACCAAACACUUUUCUAAGGAUGAUGUUUAAUGAUAAUAUAUUAUAUAAUAUGUCACACAACGGCUGAUAUCGAAACCAAUAUAAUGUUUUCAUAUAGUAUACGCAUAACCGUUUAACAAUUAAACGAGUGUACUUACGACAGAGGGCAGUACCUACCUAUAAUCACUCUGCAGCUUGUCAAUAUUGUAAGAUAUAUGCUUAUUAAAUCGUGAAAAAAAUAUUUGUUUAGUAUUCAUUAUUUAAUACGAGUCAAGUGUUUUUUUUAAACGAACAGAUCUGUUCCCGAUUUAAAACCUAAUAAAUCACUAAGAUAUAAAAUAGUAAUAAUAUGUUAGCUUAUUUUUUUUUAUACAUGUUUAUUACCAUUGUCCCAAAAGAUGAUUUGAAAAUUGAGUGUACAUUGCUAUUCAAUGGAUCAUAUGCGUAUGUGGCAUUAUAAAGUUAUAAAUUAAUUAAAUAUAAGUUUAAAGUAUACCUAGCCUACCUACGCUAUAAUAAUAUUUAUAAGCGCCGUUAAAACUGUAUUUACAUCAUAUUAUGCAAUAAUAUAAUCCUUAUAAAAUGCAUAAAUAUUUGUAAUACGACGUGUUUAAUAUUCAUUUAUCCAUAAGUAAGAAACGAAAAUAAUUCAAGUUCAUCAUAAUAACGCGUGUUAUAUUUUAUUCUAAUGUACAUAUUAUUUAUUACAUAUUAUACAUUUGUACACAAGCGAAAAUAAAUUUCCAGCCAUCAGUUUAAUAUAAUAAUAAUAUGUACAUUGCACUUACACCGUUAUUAAUUUUAUAUAUUUUUUUUUUUUUUUACUCGACAUAAUUUUUAUAUUAUUGUAACCGUCUUGUUUUUCUCGCGACUAUUGUAAUAUAUAAUUUAUCAUGUGCUAUUAAUUCAGUUAUUGUGUUUAUUAAACGUUAUUUAUGAUCUGCAA